CUCAUCGUCCCAAUGGCUGAGGGCGAGCGCGCUGGUGGAGUGCAGAGCGAUCUGGAGAAGGAAUUGACGUGCUCGGUAAGUCGAGGUUCAUGUUUCGGAGGUGUGCGGAGGGGCAAGGCGAGGCGGUCUGAGAACGCCGCGACUACGGUGAUGAGCCAGAGGUGUUGCGGGUAGCUGCGCAAGAGGUGAUUAGCUGCCUAGAUUUGUACGGAUCUUCUCUUCCAACCGCUUACCCUCCUCGACUGCCUGCACACCUUCUGCGGCGCGUGUCUGAAAGAAUGGUUCGCCUUCCAGGCUUCGGCUGCAACCUCGAUACAUCCGUAUACAUGCCCAUCAUGUCGCGCCUCGGUGCGCACGACGCAGCCCAACGCCAUGUCCACCUCGCUCCUCGACAUAUUCCUCAAAGGGAAUCCAGGGAGAGGGAAAACCGAGGAGGAAAAACAGGCUGAUCGAGAGAGGUACAAGCCUGGAGAUGUUGUGCUGCCAAAGCUCAGGCGGCGGGGAGAGCGCGAUGAUGAUGAGCGCAGGAUGCUGGAAGAUGUACAGGCGCAGAGUCUGAGAGACGUGGGCAUACCAAACGGGAGCAGCAGAAGUCUGGAGUUGCCUAGGGAGCGAAGGAGGAGGGAAAGGAGCCGUGAAGGGAGCAGGGAGUCACGGAGGAGUCGCGAUGAAAGGCAACCAACGAGUCGUAAUGCACCAGGAGCCUCGCCGGAAAGGGCUGUCAUUCCUUCCAGGGUCAUCGAGCACCAGUCGAGCCUACGUUCUCUACUCAGUGCGUCAGACCUCGACUCGAUUGACGUUGACGAAGACCUUGUGCGUCAAGUCCUGGAGGAGCUGAUGGCUGAGGGCGUCGACCUGAACGACAUAGGCACUGCCCAAGAAGAAGAGAUCACAGAGAGGAUCGCCGAAGCUGUGCGCAGACGUCAGGCAGACAGGCAGGCAGAACGUCAUCGAGAAAGGCGGGAAAGAAGAGAAAGACUAGCAAGAGAAGGAUUGACCAGUUCAUCUUCAUCAUCGUUACCUCCGCCAAUUCGCAGCCCUCUUACGCGUGACGAGGAGGCCUCACACAGGAGGGGUCUGGUACGAACAGGGAGUGGAACAUCGACUCCUCUGAACGUCCCGGGGCCUCCCAUCUCUCGACCGGGUCUCAUUGAUGCUGCAAACCGUGGUGGUCGACUGCACCACCAACGAUCCUCGAGUCUGGGGAGUUCGCGAUCAACGAGACGAUUGGAACGCCCGCCAACUCUCUCCACCACCUCGGCUAGACACAGCGAUCCUGAUCUGGAACGGCCAUCACCCAUUCGUCGUCAGUCUGAUAAUCAACAAAGAAGCGCACUCGACGCGCGACAACAUUUUCGCAACAGUAUCCAGACUGUCAUGGCGUCUUCUGUACCCAACUCGCCACGCAACUCUCACUUUGAGAUACCGAAUAGUAGCCCGACUAGUUCUUUGGCUGUGGUAAACUCUCCAUUACUCUCGCCUUCGGCCACUUCUACGGUCAUACCCUCUCAACCCCAGACGCUGCGUCGUACUACUGAACCAAGUGGAACGAGACGACCUCGAUCUUUCGCCAAUGGAACACCUCCUCUGGCAUCGCCACCUACUUUUUCUCGCGCUACAACAGAUCCAGCCGCCAACGAAAUUCAUCCAAGGCAGUCUGCUGGAUCCGUACAUAUGCCUCCUGUUUUGUACACAGAACCGCGGAUAUCGUGCAAUUCAUGCGGCAAAGAUCAUAUCGAGCACGAGCUUCAUUACAAUUGCUCACGAUGCGAUGAUGGUAACUACAAUAUCUGCCUACGAUGUUAUCGUCUCCGCAAAGGAUGCAAGUAUUGGUUUGGUUUCGGGUGGAACGCGUGGCAAACCUACGAGCAGAGGACUCCAGCUGGCGGUUACCCUCCAAACCACGAGCAUCCCCAUAUUCUUAUCGGACAUCGGUAUCGAAGACCCCUGGUGGAGUUGAGUCAAUCCACAAAUCCAUCGCGAGACCUCAUGAGCGAAGAAGACCCCAAGAACAGACUAGAGGCAGGCGUCUUCUGCGACAUGUGCAAAGCUUACGCCAACGCCUGCUACUGGAAGUGUGACUAUUGCAACGAAGGCGACUGGGGCUUCUGCAACAGCUGUGUGAAUCAAGGCCGACACUGCACACAUCCCCUUCUUCCCAUAGCUCACCAGGUACCUCAGCAAAAGCCAGAUGUCACAGCAUCUGCACCUUCGACACCUGGUCUCGCGUCACCAGACCGCGCCAUGGAACCCACAUCACCCCCCGUGACACCCCAAUCUGCAUCUCUUGUUCGCGGACCCGACCACAUCACAAUAGCCAACUCUAUCUUCCGACCUCUCACAUUCACGACUCUUUGCAACGUGUGCAGAUACCCCAUCCCGCCCUCCCACACACGAUACCAUUGUCUGCAAUGCAACACAGGCGACUACGACAUGUGCACAGGCUGCUACCACAAACUCGUCCUGUCAUCUCGCAUCUCGAAAGAAGACGGUAUGAACGGGUGGCGCAAGUGCUUGCGCGGGCACCGUAUGGUGAUUGUCGGCUUCGAAGACCGCGACGGCGGGCAGAGACGCGUAGUCGUACGUGAUCUUGUUGGCGGAUGGGCGCUCAAAGACGGCGAUUCCAGUGCUGGGAAUAUGCAACGUUUGCCGCCAGACGGGGGUGAGGGGUUGAAGGUCAGGGCCAGAUGGGGAUAUUGGCCUGACGAGGGAGUUGAGGACGAAUUGGCGUUUCCGAAGUUUGCGGAGAUCAGGGAGGCCGCGGAUGUCAAUGGGGAUUGGUUCUGGGGCGUGUAUUGCGGGGCGAAAGGAUUGUUCCCUGCCAACUAUGUGGUGCCUGCUUGAGCACGCGGAUGUGUUGGAGGCUUUUGAGACUCAUAAGAGAUAUGGACUGCGCUGGUUUGUGGGAUGUAUAUGUGGUGCUUUGGCACGAUAAUUUCUGGGCUGCAGCCAACUUCUCGCAAGAUGUGUAAGCAGGAUAUAUACAUGGACGAUAAGCGACGAGGAAUAUGAUAAACCCCAUCUACCGCA
This is a messenger RNA of Dothidotthia symphoricarpi CBS 119687, 3030 nucleotides long. RefSeq lists its product as uncharacterized. Bases 373 to 2844 code for a protein of 823 amino acids. The transcript has 2 exons. NCBI's taxonomy places the organism in Eukaryota, Fungi, Ascomycota, Dothideomycetes, Pleosporales, Dothidotthiaceae. The record is from RefSeq and is a predicted model, not a curated record. Gene Ontology annotation, molecular function: protein binding.